Molecule: messenger RNA, 459 nt
Organism: Rangifer tarandus platyrhynchus (Svalbard reindeer)
Lineage: Eukaryota; Metazoa; Chordata; Mammalia; Artiodactyla; Cervidae
Source: the annotation of a GenBank genome assembly
AUGGGCAUCCUUCCUUGGAAGUCAGGGAAAGGCGUGUGGGAGACAAGGGUGAGCUGGAUGACCUUGGGCACGUUCUGUACCUUGGACCGGAGCGUGACCCUGCUGGAGGUGUGCGGGAGCUGGCCAGAGGGCUUUGGGCUGCGGCACAUGGCCUCCACGGAGCACAGCGAGGAGGGCCUGCGGGAGCGGCUGGCCGACGCCAUGGCUGAGUCCCCGAGCCGGGACGUGGUGGGACCCGGAGCAGACACAGCCCUUGACGUAGCAGUAAAAACCACCACCCCCGAGAGACACAUGGCUGUGAAGUGUGUUGAACUCCAGCGAGAGGGAAGCAUCGAGACCCUGAGUAACAGCUCGGGCUCCACCAGCGGCAGCAUCCCGAGGAACUUCGACGGCUACCGGUCUCCGCUGCCCACCAACGAGAGCCAGCCCCUCAGCCUCUUCCCCACCAGCUUCCCGUAG